Molecule: messenger RNA, 2571 nt
Organism: Dendrobium catenatum
Lineage: Eukaryota; Viridiplantae; Streptophyta; Magnoliopsida; Asparagales; Orchidaceae
Product: carbon catabolite repressor protein 4 homolog 6
Exons: 9
Coding region: 750-2330 (526 amino acids)
Molecular function (GO): 3'-5'-RNA exonuclease activity
Source: RefSeq, a predicted model, not a curated record
AGAAUUUGACUUUAAUAGGACACAAUGGAGAUAAAGGAUUCAUGUAGCCGACCCCACGUAGUGGGAUAAAGGCUUGAUGUUGUUGUUGUUGUCGUCUCUUAUACCCUCUUAUCUCUCUUUUCUCUCCUAGCUGGUGGACCCCAAAUGCUAUUUCCUUCUCUUUCCAUUGCUCUUGAUCUGCAUCACGUGGUUUUUAGCUUUUUUUGUAUGGGAAACUAUUAGUGAUAACAAUCAAAUUUUAUGUUUGUAUAUGGUUUGUUAAAACUUAUCUGCAUGCAGGCAUAUCAGUUGUCCAUACUGUGCUUUUUUUUUUUUAUUGCAUGUACAUAAGUGAAUCAUUGGAGUGUCUCUCAGAGUAUUAAUUGUCUUGUAGAAAGAAUUCCUUUUUUCUCCUGAUAGUUUAUUAUGCAGAUUGCUUAAAUGCUUAUAAUGCUUUUUUGUUUUUUGACCUUUGUCCACUAAAUGGAGAAACAUCUAGAACAGCUAUCAUCAAUUAAGUUGUGCAAAUCAAGUUGUUGUAUGCAAUACUCAUGUGCUGUAUAAUCCAAAGCGAGGAGAAAUCAAGCUGGGCCAGCUUUCUAGAUGAGAGGCCAGUUGUAGAUAUUCUUUAACAUGUCAAAAACAGAAAAAACAGCUAAAAUGAAUACUCUAAAAUAAAUGUGAGAGUUCUCCUUGAUAGAGCAUUUGCCAUCUCUCGUGCUUGGAAUGAUGCUCCGGUUAUUGUGUGCGGAGAUUUCAAUUCUAUACCGAUGAGCCCCCUAUACAAAUUUAUAGCCACGCAAAAGUUAAAUUUGUCGGGUCUAGCACGGGACCACAUAUCAGGACAAUAUUCUGCUACAUUACAGAGUAGGCCUAAAUCUUAUUACAGUUUAUAUAGACCUCAGACUUUCGGCCGUUAUGCUAGUCAAAGUACAUUUGGUGCUCAGGAAAGUUAUUGCAAAACCAGAUUAGACAGUCAAUAUAACAUGAGAAAUUCCUCUCCAACUGAGAAAGCUUCUAUGAUAUCGUAUCAAGAUGUAGAACAAAAGGCUCAUGGGCAGAUUUCACCUGGUGCUACAACCAUAAAAUUGGGGGGAACAGAAGUUGAAGUAAGUUCAACAUAUCCGGAGCUUGCAAAUAUGCACGGUAGAACAUCAGAAAUUUGCAGCCAACAUGAUAAUAUAGAUGCUGGCAAGAAUAGCGAAGAGGUUCAUAUUUUGCAUGAAUCUUGUUCUGACCACAAGGUUUCUCGAGGAUGUGCUGAUUUGGCAAAUGAAAUAAAACAGACUUCUACAUCAAACAUGGAUAAUUCAACUGCAGCACCCAUACACAACAGUGUAAGCCAUAGCUUUCAGAUGGACAGAAACACUAAUGGUAAUCCUCCACCUUUUUGUAGCUAUAAAGAAGAUUUCUCUACCGUGGAUUCUAGUAAGGUAGAUACUUUAUCUGAAGAGAAAUCUUGCACUUCUUGUGCAAUUCUAGAAGCGCACAUGGUAGAGAACAAAGAGAAUUCCAUAACUGGUUCAGCAGUUACAGAGAAGGCUGGCUCUAUUAUUACCUGCCAUUAUUCUGGUGAAGACAAUAAGCUGGAUGUAUACAAUUUUGAUGGCUCACAUGUGAGUGAUAGAAUGAGUAUUAUAUCUUGUAUUGAGGAUGAUAAAAUAAUGGGCAAUAUGGAUUCUUGUGGGCAUUGUAAAAAGGUUUCCUCAGACAAGAUCCUUGAAGAAAUACCUGUUCUUUUUGGUAAUUUAAGUGAAGAUGCAACCUCAACUAAAAACAGCCAGUCUUCUAAGCUGCCUGGUUUAGAGGAAAAUGAAGUCAGCCAGUCUCCUGAGCUGUUUGGCAUGGAGGAGAAUGCAGAUUCCAAUUUUUUUAAGGAGCUUCUCGGUGUGGAAGAUGAUAAUCAAACUUUGAAAGAUGUUAAUUCAUCAAAUGCAGAGCUUCAGGAAAAUUCAUCCUUUCCUCUAGCUAGUGCUGUUUCUAAUGUAGAGAGGCGAUUUUAUAACCCUUACUGGUGGAGCCCAAUGGAAAUGGAGAUUGCAUCAGGAAAGGAAAAAUGCACAAUUGUUGAACAUCCUUGGAAGCUAAGGAGCGUUUACACAGAUGUUGAGGAUUAUGCUGGGACAAAAGACUCAAGCAGAGAGCCUCAAGUAACUAGUUACAAUCAGCAAUUUAUGGGCACAGUUGACUACAUAUGGUGUUCUGAAGAACUUCAGACUGUUAAAGUGCUUGACACAAUUCCGAGGCAUGUCUUGCAGAGGACUCCUGGAUUUCCAACACAGAAAUGGGGAAGUGACCAUAUUGCAUUGGCCUGUGAAUUGGCAUUUUCCAAAGGUUCUCAAAACAAAUAGGCUCAACUUUCAAACUUGUUUUACAGUAUAUCUACAAUGUAAUUUUCCAUGCGAAUGUUUUAUUUUUCUUUGGCCGUGUUGUAGCGAAAUUAUUAGGGUUCUAUGCACAUAACAUUAUGUUGUUAAAACAGUUUUCCUUAUAAAGUGAAACCUAUAGUUCUGUAUAUCAUGAUUUUACUUCUUUUAUCUUUAGCAUAAUGCAACUGGAAAUCAAUCCAUGAUUUCCUAUGGGUUGAAAUGA